This is a messenger RNA of Rotaria sp. Silwood1, 5505 nucleotides long. Lineage: Eukaryota; Metazoa; Rotifera; Eurotatoria; Philodinida; Philodinidae. The record is from the annotation of a GenBank genome assembly.
AUGGAUUACAACUCGAUUGUUUUUCGCGAGUUUACACACGAAUCAUUACAUCGUAUUGAACGUUAUCGACAAGAAGAAGCUGAACGUCUUGCUUCUGAACGAUUACAACGACAAAUAAUACGUGAAGACGAUAGUGAACAAUAUAAUUCAAUGACAAAAUCAUCUAAAUAUGAACAAUUAUAUUUAAAACGUAAACCAAAUAAAGAAUUAGCAGUUGGACAAACAUUACCAAGAAUAUUACAAACAAAAUUUCCUGCUGAACUUAUUGGUAAACCAAUUGAAGAAAUUGAUUGGUAUUAUCGAACUGAAUAUGUAUUUAUGGUUGUUAAUCGAAAUAAAACAAUAUUUCGAUUUAGUUCAACUCCAGCAUGUUUUAUAUUUUCUCCAUUUAGUUGUCUUCGUCGUUUAGCUAUACGAAUAUUAACACAUUCAUUAUUUAGUACAUUUGUUAUACUUACAAUAUUAACUAAUUGUAUAUUUAUGACACUUAAAAAUGUACCUGAUACAAAUGAAUAUGUUUUUACAAUAAUUUAUACACUUGAAGCAUUAACAAAAUGUGUUGCACGUGGAUUUAUUCUUAAAAAAUUUACAUUUUUACGUGAUCCAUGGAAUUGGUUAGAUUUUAUUGUCAUUACUUUAGCAUAUAUUACAUUUUUUGUUAAUUUGGGAAAUGUUUCAGUACUUCGAACUUUUCGAGUAUUAAGAGCAUUGAAAACUGUUGCUGUUGUUCCGGGUUUAAAAACAAUUGUUGAUGCAUUAAUACAAUCUCUUAUUUGUUUACGAGAUGUUACUGUUUUAUCAAGUUUUAUUCUAUCUAUAUUUGCUUUGGUAGGCUUACAGCUUUACAUGGGAGUUUUACGACAAAAAUGUGUACCAACUUAUGAAUCAUUUUUAAAUAAUUCAAAUUUUUCUACAGUUGGUUUUAAUAUGUCAUAUGAAUCUUAUAUAAAUGAAAUUGCUAACGAAACUUAUUGGUAUCAAGAAGAUGAUAAUUAUGUACUUUGUGGAAAUGCUAGUGGAAGUCGAAAAUGUCCGAAAGGUUAUGUUUGUUGGAAAGAUCGAGGAAAAAAUCCUGAUUUUGGAUAUACAAGUUUUGAUAGUUAUGGUUGGGCUAUGUUAUCUUGUUUUCGAUUAAUGACACAAGAUUAUUGGGAAAAUCUUUAUCAAUUGAUAUUGACAGCUGCUGGUCGUUAUCAUUUUUUUUAUUUUGUUGCUGUCAUAUUUUUUGGUUCAUUCUAUUUGGUAAAUUUAAUCUUAGCUAUUGUAUCAAUGUCAUAUCAAGAACAACAACAAAAAGUAAAUGCUGAAAAAAAAGAACGUGAACGACGUAAAGUUAAAGAUGAACUUGAACAACAAAAUGAAGAAGCACGAAAAGUAUAUGAAUUUGAUAAUUUAUAUCAAAUAGAAGAUCAAAAUAUUGAAAAUCAACUUUUUUUUGAAAAUCCAAAUCGACAAUUAUCAUAUUCAAGUCUUUCAAUUGAAUAUGAUCAAAAUCGAACAAAUUAUGAUCAAGAACAAAAAGAAUCAAUGCAACCAUUACCAUUAUUAUUAUUUGAAAAUUCAAGUUAUGUUUUAUUAAAUCAAACAAUAAAUAUAGAUGAAGAACAAAGUUUUGAUACAACAAUACCAUUUCUUGAUGAAAUACAACAAAAUUCAAUAAGUAUUAAAAGUCAUGAAACAUCAUCAAAACAACGACCAAGAAAUAUUUCUCAUAUUUCGGAACGACAAAAUGCAGAUAAUGAAUCAACUGUUACCCUUUAUCAACCAAAAACUCAUAUAAAAUAUUCACAUGUUGGCGAAGUAUUAUCACGUCCAAAAUCUGAAACAACAAGUAUUCGAUCCAAAAAUAUGGAUACAAUUAAUACAUGUGAUCGACCAACAAUGAAAUUUCUAUGGAAUAUUUGUUGUGAAUGGAAUUUUCCAUCACAUUUAUUUCAAAAAUUUCAAGCAGGUGUGGCUUUUUUUAUAUUGGAUGCAUUUGUUGAUUUAUUUAUAACAAUAUGUAUUAUAUUAAAUACAUUUUUUAUGGCACUUGAUCAACCUGGUCAAAGUGAUAAAAUGACACGUAUUUUAACAACAGGAAAUUAUGUUUUUACUGGUAUAUUUACAACUGAAGCAAUAUUAAAAAUUAUAGCUAAAGCACCAGCAAAAUAUUUUAAAAAUGGAUGGAAUGUAUUUGAUGCAAUUAUUGUUACACUUAGUCUUGUUGAAUUAGGUCUUGCAAAUAUAAAAGGUUUAAGUGUUUUACGAUCAUUUCGUUUAUUACGAGUAUUUAAAUUAGCUAAAUCAUGGCCAACACUUAAUCGUUUGAUGUCAAUUAUUGGUAAAACAAUUGGAGCUUUAGGAAAUUUAACAUUAGUUCUUGUUAUUAUUAUUUUUAUUUUUGCUGUUAUGGGCAUGCAGUUAUUUGGUCCAAAAUAUGCUAUUAAAUUUGAGAAAGAUAUGCCAAGAUGGAAUUUUUUUGAUUUUUUUCAUGCAUUUAUGAUUGUUUUUCGUGUAUUAUGUGGUGAAUGGAUUGAAUCAAUGUGGACAUGUCUUCAAUGUGCUGGUUGGCCAUGUAUACCAUUUUUUCUUUUUACAUUUGUCAUUGGUAAUCUUGUGGUAUUAAAUUUAUUUUUGGCUCUUUUACUUGCAUCAUUUGGUUCAAAUGUUUUAUCUGAACGUGAAAAAGAAGAAGAUGAUAAUAAAAUAGGUGAAGCAAUUGAUCGUAUACAACGAUGUAUUCGUUUUAUAUUUCGUUUAAUAUUUCGUUUAUGUUAUAAAAGAAAACGAAAAAUUAUUGAAAGUACAACUAAUGAAACAAUAUAUCUUAAUCAAUCUCUUUCUGGUACAAAUGAUUUAAUUACUAAUACUUCAUUUUCAACAUCAAUUGAUAUUGAUAAUAAAAAAAAUAAAUCUAAUGGUUUAUUAAUAUUAACUAAUGAAGCAAUAGAACCAAUCGAAGAUAUUGAAAUGAAAUCAUUGAAUAAUGAUAAUAAUAAUCCUACAAAUUCAACAAUACUUUCCUAUGGUCGAAUUCUUCAGAUGCCACCAGAUUGUUGUCCAAGAAUAAUAUCAAAAUAUUUUGAUCGUUUUAAAUAUCUUAUUCCAAAAACAAUUCAACAACAAUGGACAUAUCUUCGUAGUAAAGCUCAUCGUCUUGUUGAACAUCGUUUUUUUGAAUGGCUUAUUAUUGCUAGUAUUUUAGCUAGUAGUACAACUUUAGCAUUAGAAGAUAUAAAUACACGACAACAACCAAAAUUUUAUUCAAUUUUACAUUCAUUUGAUCAAUUAUUUACAAUUAUAUUUACAGCUGAAUUAGUUUUAAAAUGGUUUGCAUAUGGAAUAAAAAAUUAUUUUACAAAUGGUUGGAAUUGGCUUGAUUUUCUUAUUGUUGUUGUUAGUGUUCUUGGAAGUUUACUUGAUUGGCUUGGUGUUGCAGAUAUACCAGCAUUUAAAUCAAUGAGAACAUUACGAGCAUUAAGACCAUUAAAAGCAUUAUCAAGAUUUGAAGGAAUUCGAGUUGUUGUUAAUGCAUUAAUUGGUGCAAUUCCGUCCAUAUUUAAUGUUUUACUUGUUUGUCUUGUAUUUUGGCUUAUUUUUUCAAUUAUUGGUGUACAAUUAUUUGGUGGAAAAUUUUAUAAAUGUGUUUAUCAUGAUACACAUGAUCGAGUUAAUAUAUCAGAAAAUAUAACUAAUAAAAUUGAUUGUUUAAAUAAAAAUUUUACAUGGGAAAAUUCAAGAGUCAAUUUUGAUAAUGUUGUUAAUGGUUAUUUAGCUUUAUUUCAAGUUGCAACUUUUAAAGGAUGGAUUGAAAUAAUGGCUGAUGCAACUGAUGCAAAAGAAAUUGAUGUCCAACCGGAACGUGAAUCGAAUGUUUAUUUUCUUGUUUACUUUGUUUUAUUCAUUAUAUUUGGUUCAUUUUUUACAUUAAAUCUAUUUAUCGGUGUUGUUAUCGAUAAUUUUAAUCAACAAAAACGAAAAUUAGGAAGUGGUGGUUCAAUAGAAAUGUUUAUGACUGAUGAUCAAAAAAAAUAUUAUAAUGCUAUGAAAAAAAUGGGUAAUAAAAAACCAACAAAAGCAUUACCAAGACCACGAUUUCCAAUAGCAAGAUUUUUUUUUGAUUUAACAACAAAUCAAAAAUUUGAUAUAUUUAUUAUGAUGUGUAUUUUUCUUAAUAUGCUUUGUAUGUGUCUUGAACAUCAUAAUCAAAGUUAUGCAUAUGAACGUAUUCUUUCAUAUAUAAAUAAUUUUUUUGUUGCUAUAUUUACAAUUGAAUGUGGUAUGAAAUUAAUUGCAUUACAUUAUAAAUAUUUUACUAUACCAUGGAAUGUAUUCGAUUUUAUUAUUGUCAUUGCAUCGAUUCUUGGACAAGUAUUAGGUGAAAUUAUGGCAAGUUAUUUUGUUAAUCCAACAUUAUUACGUGUUGUACGUGUUGCACGUGUUGGACGAGUUUUACGUCUUGUUAAAGGAGCAAAAGGUAUUCGAACAUUACUUUUUGCAUUAGCUGUUUCAAUGCCAGCUUUAUUUAAUAUUGGUCUUCUUCUUUUUCUUGUCAUGUUUAUUUAUUCAAUAUUUGGUAUGUCAUUUUUUUCAUAUGUACGAAAAGCAGCUGGUGUAACUGAAAUAUUUAAUUUUGAAACAUUUCCAAAUUCAUUAAUUAUACUUUUUCAAAUGUGUACAACAGCUGGUUGGUCAGGUGUUUUACAAGCAUUAACAAAUGAUCGACCACCAGAUUGUGAUCCAACUCUUAAAUUACCAUCACAUAGAGGUGAUUGUGGUACUACAGCUAUUGCAAUACCAUUUCUUGUUAGUUAUUUAAUUAUAAGUUCACUUGUUGUGGUUAAUAUGUAUAUUGCAGUUAUUUUAGAAAAUUUUUCUCAAGCACAAGAAGAUGUACAACAAGGUUUAACAGAUGAUGAUUAUGAUAUGUAUUAUGAAAAAUGGCAAUAUUUAGAUCCAUCAGGUUCACAAUUUAUUCGUUAUGAUCAAUUAUCAGAUUUUGUUGAUGGUUUAGAACCUCCAUUACGUAUACCAAAACCAAAUCAAUUAUUACUUGUUGCUAUGGAUUUACCAAUAUCUGAUGAUGAUCGUAUGCAUUGUGUUGAUAUACUUGAUGGUUUAACAAAACAUUUUCUUGGUACACUUGAUGUAUCAACAUUAGGUACAGGUACAAAUGUACCUAUUGAUAUAAAAAAAGAUCGUCCAAAAGAUUAUCGACCAAUAACAACUACCGUACAACGUCAACGAGAAACAUAUUUAAGUCGACUUGGUUUACGAGGUUUUCGUACUAAUGUUGAACGAUGUCGAUGUAAACGACAAAGUCGUGAACCAAUACUUGAAAGAGCUACAAUUGAUGAACUUAUUGAAUUAGAUGAUUUAGAAACACCAACAUCAAUAAUAUCAUGUCGAAAUAAAAUUUGUACAAUUGAUUCAAUAUCAAUAGAACAACAACAACAACAGCGAGAAAGAACUCCUUCGAAUACAUCAUCAAUUUGUUCAUUUGGAGGAAGAUCUUUAUGUUGA